AUGCAUACCCUUUUUGUUGCUUUUGCCGCUCUGCUCCUGCUCCUGCUCCUGCUCCUCCUCUCGAAGGCUGAUUUUGAUGAUCACUUGGCUUGGUUUGUGUCUGUUAGUCUACCGAGUCCGAUGGCUCCCAAGCCCCCUCCCCGCCCCCCUCCCCUCCAGCUAAGAAAAAACAAGAAACCGAAACUGUCCGGUCCCGCCGUGGAGAAGGUCUGUCUGUCUGUCAGUGUCAUCAUCACCGACACCACUGGAUUGAACAGUGAAGACAGGUGUUCGUUCCUCUCCUCUUCAGUUCUCCGACCCCUUCAGAUCCACCGCAUUAUUGGCCAUAAGUGA
Messenger RNA from Aspergillus heteromorphus CBS 117.55, 333 nucleotides. RefSeq lists its product as uncharacterized. The record is from RefSeq and is a predicted model, not a curated record. The transcript is spliced from 4 exons. The coding region runs from base 1 to 333 and encodes 110 amino acids. NCBI's taxonomy places the organism in Eukaryota, Fungi, Ascomycota, Eurotiomycetes, Eurotiales, Aspergillaceae.